This is a messenger RNA of Suillus subalutaceus, 948 nucleotides long. RefSeq lists its product as uncharacterized. The transcript is spliced from 5 exons. The record is from RefSeq and is a predicted model, not a curated record. Lineage: Eukaryota; Fungi; Basidiomycota; Agaricomycetes; Boletales; Suillaceae. The coding region runs from base 1 to 948 and encodes 315 amino acids.
AUGACUCAGAAGAAAAGCACGAAACCCAAAGCCCAGUGGAGUGAGGAGGAGGUUGAUGUCCUCCUGACCUACCUUCAAUCACAGGUGGCAAAGAUCGCUGUGACAACUUUCAAAGAUGAGACCUUCAAUGAAGCAGCACAGAAGAUCACAGAACAUCAUGCUAAAAAGGGACUUCAGAAUCAAGGUGCAGCAAAGGACAUGGCACAGUGCAGGGGAAAAUGGCGAUCACUGAAGGAAGUCUACACCGCCAUUGACACAUAUCGCAGGAGUCAAUCUGGAUGUCACUGGGACAAUAUCAAUGGCGCUAAUAUUCGGGGGACUCAGAAGCAGAGGAACUCCAGUGGAACCAGUAUAUCAAAGCUAGCAAUUCAAACAAGUGGAUCCUCAUCGUUAGCGAUACAGCCAUCAGAGAGUCUUAGCGCCUCUGGACUUGAAGCCGCUGUUGUGCCGCAAGUCGGAUGGGACCAGAUCAAGUCAGCUGCUGGAAGUUCCAUGAAUAUGCCCCCUCCCCCCUCUUCUGUCACACCCUCUACUACCAGUAAACGCACACAUUCUGAUAUGGUCUCGUCCGCCAGUGCCACUCAAAGUAUGGCAUCGCCCAUGGCUCCACCCAAUGUCGACAAAAAGCCGAGCCUUCACAUGUCAGCAUCCAACACAGAUGAAAAUGAAACUCGGGUGUCGGAGGAAAGGGUGCAGGCAAUGAACUUCAUGCAGGAAGAGGAUGACAUCUCAGAUGAUGAGCAGAUCACACUCAUGAAUGUAUUCUCCAGGAGCCCGUCAAUAUGUAGCAUCUAUUUGGCUGCAAAGCCUGAGAAACGGGUCCGCUACUUAAAGCCUGUUCUUGCUCAGGCUGCCAGGGGGGAAUUUGAGAUCUGCGUCAUUGUCGUCCUUGCUCCCAUAAUACUCGUCGAUGUCCUUGAUAUCCUCAGGAUCCUCGUCAAGGUCUAA